Astyanax mexicanus (Mexican tetra) is the source of this 6470-nucleotide messenger RNA. RefSeq names its product poly(ADP-ribose) polymerase family member 14-related sequence 1 (gene parp14rs1). The record is from RefSeq and is a predicted model, not a curated record. The transcript has 18 exons. NCBI's taxonomy places the organism in Eukaryota, Metazoa, Chordata, Actinopteri, Characiformes, Acestrorhamphidae. Gene Ontology annotation, molecular function: nucleic acid binding; NAD+ poly-ADP-ribosyltransferase activity; transcription corepressor activity. The coding region runs from base 1 to 5523 and encodes 1840 amino acids. Gene Ontology annotation, biological process: negative regulation of gene expression. Gene Ontology annotation, cellular component: cytoplasm; nucleus.
AUGGCCGACGAGUUUCCUUAUGUCCUGUUCGUUCAGGGCGAAUGGGACCCCAAUACCCCCAAACUAAAAAACAAGCUCACCAUUUAUUUCCAGAGUAAAAAGUCUAAUGGGGGAGACUGCUGUGUGAAGCUGCUGGGAGGACAGAGAGCUACUGUCGCCUUCAAAUCUGAGGAAGUGAGACAAAAUGUACUUGAUAGAAUUCCACACGAGAUAAAAUUGGGCCAAAAAGUCAUACAGCUGAAUGUUCACCUCUCUCCAGAAGAGGCCUCAGCAGCUCAGGAAUCACAGUCUCCAAACAAGGAACAGCAACCAGACAUUCCACACUCCUCGGACACUGACCCCGUGGCUCUUAAGAGGAGGACAGAAGCUUGUCCUGAGCCAGACUUCAAAAAGCCCAGGCAUUUGGAUGCCAGAAGCCAUGAGAAAUCACCUUCCAAAGAUGAAGAGCCACCUAGUGACGAACCUCAGAGUGAGGAGUCAGAAGAGCAGGAGCCAACUGAAGAGAGUGAGGGAAGAAGAUCAGCUGUGCUGGAAAACAUCCAGAACAUGAAUCAGGAGUUCUUGGUUAUGCUGGUGGAGAACAUCAUCAGAGAUGCGCCCGAGUCCAAAGAAUUCAGCAUUGAGGUCAUCCCAGAGAGCAACUGUGCUGUGGUCACUUUCACUAGCAGAAAAGGUGCAGCAAACUUCAUUCUGUCUUGCCCAGAUAACAGCGUUUUCAGGAAGAAAGAUCUGACUGUCAGAACUCUUGAGAUGACCACUAAGGUGAAAGUUGAGGACCUACCAUCAAACCUGAACUCCGACCACAUUAUGCUGUAUUUUGAAAAGUAUGGGGAAACAGAUGGUGACGUGGUGAUGCUUGAAGACGGACAGUCUGCCAUCAUUUCUUUUGAAGAUCACACAGCUGUAAGCACAGUUCUCAGAACACAACAUCAGAUUAAAAAGCAACCUCUCAAAGUAUUCCCAUACCAUGACUCACUGGGAACAGCACUCUAUGGAAAAGACAGACCCAUGCUGAGACUCCCAGAAAUCUUCACAGAGAAUAUUGAUAUAUCUAUUGGGAAAUAUCUCCAAGAAAACCGAGAAAAACUGGACCUGAUCAAGCAAGAGAUGUGCAAACAUUACUGUCAGCUGGAUCUUCAAGCCUCAUCUGUGAAAAUUAUACCUCUAGCUUCUCUACUUCAGCAAGGUUCCCAGACGAGAAAGCUCAUUCAGGCAUGGAGAGAGAAGGCCUCUGCUGAGUUUGCUGCUGAAAUGUCCAAAUAUAAAUCAUUAGAGAUCAAUAUUCUGAGAGAUGCGUGGAGUGAGGCGGUGGAAGAAAUCCAAAAGACCCUUUGUGCUGAACCUGUGACCCUCGUCCUUCAGGAAAAUCAAGCAACAGUGAUUCUUGCGGGCCUUGCAGAAGAUGUAAGCAGAACUAGAGAUGCUGUGAAUAGUGCGACUGAUAGCAUAACUCAAAGAAUCCAAAGGGAAAAGGGCAGCAUUACAGAUGAGGUCAGCAUGGCUUACUCCAUUUAUGAGAUCGUCAGGCUAGGUGGUGUUGAGCUGGAAAUACAAAGCAAAUUUCCAGAGAUGGAGCUGAAUUACCACUCUCACAGUCAAAAGUUAGUUCUCUAUGGUCUAAAGCAAGAAGUACUGGAAUCAAAAAAUAAGAUUCUACAGGAAAUCAUUGGCCUCAGUCGGAGAGUGGUGGAACUCCACCCAUCUAUACUGGAGUUUCUGACCAAGAGGGACAAGGAGGAUCUCACUAAUGAUUUAUUCUUAUCCAGAGGAAUCAUUGCAUCCUUGGAGAUAAAGGACAAUGUCGCAUCGCUUAUCGCCAAAACUGAGAAGACAUUGAAGGAUGGUGAGGAACAUUUGAAAACAGUGUUAAUCUAUAAAUGCCUUGAUGUGGAGGACCCCAGUGUGAUCAGGAAGGCAGAAUGGCAAGAUCUCAUUACUAGCUUAAAUAGCUCGUUCAAUUCUCCAGUAAAGGUUGUUUUAAUAAACACAUCAGGCAGCCAAGUUACAGUUUCUGGUUUUGCUGAUGCGCUUGAAUUAGUCCUGGAACAGCUGACUGAUUUUCUUGAGGCCAAUUCUAGCAUUACCACAAGCCUUGAAGCAGACGGGAUUGUUAUCAGAUUUAUCGAGGAGCACAGAAAGCAGGACUGGUUUGAAAUGGUGAAAAACAAAGUGAAUGUUGAUUUCAAAGAUGACAAAAUCUCAUUGAAUGGCCCAAGGGUUCAUAUCUCUCAGUGUAAGCCUGUCUUUGAGGACCUACUUUCCACUGUUUACCAGGGCAACUUGAAAGUAGCUAAGCCUGGUGCCAGGAAGUUCUUCAAGAAGAAGGAGACAAUGUACAUUUCUGAAGCCAAGAACAAUACAGGAUGCUUGGUGGAGUUAGUAGAUGAGGUUGAGGCUGGUGGUGCCAGUGGAAAGAAAGGUGUCUUUACACCUGAAGGAGUGGAGAUUGUGGUCAGCAAAGGGGAUAUGUGCUCUUAUACAGUAGAUGCUGUAGUUAAUGCAGCCAAUGACAAGCUGGAGUUUAAUGGGGGUCUGUCAAAGGCUAUUUCUGAUGCUGCCGGACCACAACUGCAGGAUGCCUGUCACCAGAUCAUUAAAGCAAGAAAAAAGCUGAACAUAGGUGAAGCUGUUGUCACCAAGGCAGGAGGGCAGCUAUGCUGCAAGUUUGUCAUCCAUGCAGUAGGACCACAAUUCGAUCAGUCUAAUCGACAAGGGUCUAUUCAACUUCUGAAAACAGCUGUGAUAGGUAGUCUGAAACAUGCUGAGCAGCAGACCUGCCAUUCUAUUGCAAUACCAGCCUUAAGUUCUGGAAACCUUGGGUUCCCAUUGGACCUUUGUGCAGACUCCAUUGUUGAAGCUAUAAAAGAAUUCUGUGAGUCUAAGAGUGGAGGCUUUUGUGUAAAGAAGAUACACCUUGUUGAUAAUAACGACAAGACAGUCGAGGCUUUAGAAACUGCAGUGAGGAACGUGUACGGGGAAAGUUCCACCAUUCAGAGAUUUCCUUCCAGGAGCAAGCCAAGCCAGCCUCAGCAAAACACAAACGUAUCAAGUUUACCCCAGUUCUCAAGCCAAGGUUUACCCCAAAGCAUUAAGACAAAGGAGGGACUGACCAUUACACUUUCAAAGUGCAACAUCGAGGACACUUCGAUGGAUGUGGUUGUAAACUCCGUAUUGACUGACCUGUCCCUUAGUCAUGGAGCCAUCUCGAGUGCCAUCCUUAACAAAGCAGGGCAGCAGCUUCAGACGCUUUUUAAUCAACAGGCCACAGGCAAAGUAAACGCUGGGGCCGUUUUUGUCACUACUGGUGCUAACCUCAAAAACAAACUGGUUUUCCAUGCUGUGUCUCCUCACUGGAAUCAGGGACAAGGUCAGGAACAAAAGAUACUGGAAGGCAUUAUGGAUAAUUGUUUAGGACAGGCAGAGCAGCAGCAGCAGAAGUCCAUUGUGUUUCCAGCCAUUGGCACAGGAAACUUAGGAUUUCCAAAGGCCCUGGUCGCUUCCCUUAUGUUGGAUUCAGUUCUAAAAUUUAGCAAGAAUAGAACUUCCAGUCAUGUGCAGGAAGUGAUGUUUGCUCUCUAUCCCCAAGACACUCAAACCAUCCAGGCCUUCACAACUGAGUUCAACAAUAAGUUCAACAUUCAGGUAUCCUCCACGCAGCAACAAAGCAAAGGUCCCUUGUCAAAGAUCACCUCAAAAUCAGGGACUUAUGAGACCACAGUGGGAGGCGUUGUGCUUCAGGUCCUGAGUGGCGACAUCACUAAACAGAAUACAGAUGUUAUUGUGAACUCCAGCAAUGAAAACUUCACGCUGAAAGCCGGGGUCUCAAAGGCUGUUUUGGAUGCAGCUGGUUCAAACGUGGAAGCUGAGUGCACACAACUUGGAGCACAGCCAAACCAAGGGCUGAUAAUGACUCAGCCAGGAAUGCUGCAGUGCAAGAAGAUCAUCCACAUUUCAGCAAAGAGUGAUCCUGCAACCAUCAAACAACGUGUCAAGCAAGUGCUUCAAAUGACAGCGCAGCAAAAGCUCACCUCCAUUUCUUUCCCUGCACUUGGCACAGGUCAGGGUGGCGCAAACCCAGGACAGGUUGCAGACAGCAUGCUGGAUGCUGUGGUGGACUUUGUGACACAGACUCCACAAUCGUCCAUCAAACUGAUCCGUAUGGUGAUCUUCCAGGCCCCCAUGUUGGCAGAUUUCCACCAAAGCAUGCAGAAAAGGGAAGGAGGCAGUGACAAGCAAAAGAAAGAAGGAGUCUUCUCAAAAGCAGCAGCAUUUGCUAAGUCAUUGUUCACUGGAUCAAAGGAUAAAGGUGACCAGCAACAGAAAGUAAAAGACUUUGUGAUUGAUGGGAAAGUGUUGAAUCCGGCUUGCUUUUCCAUCUGUGGACCUUCCCGAGCUGCAGUGGACCAGGCCAAGCAGUGGAUAGAGAAGCUCAUCUCAGACGAGCAGGCAUUCGAAUCGAUCUCUGAUCCAAUGAUCCUUAAUCUGUCUGAUAAAGACCAACAACGAAUUCAAGAGCUGCAACAAUCCAAGGAUGUCAGUGUGAGAGUGGAGCACAAGACUCAGGGGGCGGGGUCUGAUGACACCACCAUUCUGGUGGAAGGCCUCAGCAGGGAUGUUCUGAUGGCUGUCAGUGAGAUCCAGACCAUGCUUAGAAAAGCCAGAGAUGAUUUUAGCCUGAAGAAAGAUAUGGAGUUUGCAAGUGAGAUGGUAGAAUGGCAAUACGAGCAGAGUGGCCAGUACCACAGCUUCGAUCAGCUCACGAACUUCAAGCUGGAACAAGCUUUAACGCUAAAGUCUCCUCAUGUGGACAUCACCGUGCAAGGCCAAGCAUACAAAGUCACAAUGCCAGAGGGUCCUGCUGUGAGCGCUGUUGGUGGUAAUCAGAUGAACAUCAAGCGUAUUGAUAAAUUACAAGUUCCAGUCAUUGAUAGCAUCCCACAGGAUUGGGAGGCAAUGGCAGCUAAUGACCUGGUCAAAAUGUGUCCACUGAAGACUGGCAGCAAAGAGUACAAUGAUGUCUUGGGCCACUUUAGGAACACCUGCCCCAAUAAUAACAUUAUUCAGAUUGAACGAGUUCAGAAUCCUGGAAUGUGGAAGAAGUACCAGAGUAACAAGCAAAUUAUGGAAAUUAAGAACGGCCACCAGAACAAUGAAAAGAGGCUGUUUCAUGGAACCAGAGAGGACUCAAUGAUGCAUAUCAAUCACAGUGGUUUCAACCGAAGCUAUGCUGGAGUAAAUGCUACGGUGUAUGGAAAAGGCACUUACUUUGCACUUAAUGCCAGCUACUCUGCAAACAACACCUAUUCAGUUCCAAACCAGCAAGGACACAAACGCAUGUAUCUGUGCCGGGUCCUCACUGGAGACUACACAGUUGGAAAUUCUUCCAUGUUUGUCCCUCCCCCCAAAUCUGCCAACAGUAUAGUCCUCUAUGACACUGUGGUGGAUAGGCCUAAUGCACCAACCAUCUUCGUGGUGUUCCGCGAUGACCAUGCUUACCCAGAGUAUCUAAUCACCUUCACCUAAACUUUUUUUAAUUUUCAUUGAACAGGUCUUAAUCAUACUAUCUGCCUAGCGUAUUUAUCUUAAAAAUUGCCUGAAUGCCUUAAAAACUAGAAAUGGCUGAAAUGUCAACACAGCCAGCUCAGGACUAAGCACCUAUAUUGAUUUUGCUGUUUUUUUAUUUUAUUUUAUAGUUACAUUUAAAAUACCACUAUUUAAUUAUGCAGAUAGGUACAAGAUAGAACUGAUUAACGAACCUGUUAGAGAAUUCAUAUUUUUAUCUGUCCAAAACUGUAUAAGUGCCUUUAUUUUCUGACUGCUGCUAUAAUUUGUAGCUUUUUCUUUCAUAGUUGUAAUUUGAGCCAACAAGCAAAGCACUUCCUGUACUUGGAUUAUGACUCUUAUACCUCUCACAGCAGGCCUAAGGUUCUCCACAAGGGGGUGUUUUAAGCAUUGUAGUAGCUUAUGGUAAUUUGUAUCAAUGAUUUUGAGUGUAAAAUGACUGAUUAUUGAUGAUUUGCGUAAUACGUUCUUUUUAAGUGCAACACUCUUUACAAAAAGCUUUUGAGCUAUUUUUUUACUGAACAGAUUGGAGGGUUAGGUGUGCUCUGCAUAUUCCUAAACUCAACAGUCUGCAUUGCCUCUCAACCAAAAAUAUACAGGAUGUCUCAAAAAGGAAAAACACUUUUAAAAUAAAAGCAGUUUGGCCGGUCACAAUCUGUGGAUAAAGGGGACAAUUUUAUUUCUGACCACCUCUCAAGAUCUGCAAUAUUAUGAGCUGGGCACAUAUCUAGGCUAAAAACAUGACCAACGGAUACAUAUCUAUCUACAUCCAUCUUCAUCUGAAAUCAGUCUCUAAUAGUACCUAAUUUUGCUAAAUGCUCUAUUGGAUGCCUUAGUUUUAAAGCACUGUUCAACCACAAAUUAAGUCUUUGGGACCUCAGGACACUUCAAUAAAAGUUAAAAACUUC